Molecule: messenger RNA, 6391 nt
Organism: Hevea brasiliensis (rubber tree)
Lineage: Eukaryota; Viridiplantae; Streptophyta; Magnoliopsida; Malpighiales; Euphorbiaceae
Product: probable disease resistance protein At4g27220
Exons: 6
Coding region: 1110-5957 (1615 amino acids)
Molecular function (GO): ADP binding; ATP hydrolysis activity
Source: RefSeq, a predicted model, not a curated record
UAAAGUUAGAAAAGAAAAAAAAAUUAUUGUAGCAUAACAUGCCUGUCACAUACCGUUAUAGUGACAAUCAAAUCAGGAAAUCCGAUUGUGUAGAGAGGGGCAUGAAGUCGAUUCUCAAGAUUUGGAGUAGUGUAUUUUAAUAUGAUGCACGGCUGUGAUUAAGCUGUCCUUGAUGGAUGUUACCUAAGAUCCUGAUUUUCUCAGUCAUUGAGAAAAAUUAAGGCUACCCAUCCUAAUUCAUGCUGCCUGCUUUUUGUCUCACAACGUGCAUUACUGCUUUAUUCCCAAGCCAAAUAUUCAGGCUAUGCUUUCUUCCAAUAUUUAUAUUUUUUGCUAGGUAGAUUCAUGGCUACUAUCUGUUCUAUGCAUAUACUUGCAGUUGCAGGUGGCAGUUUUUUCAUUUACUUUCAUUUAGCUUCUAUCUGCUAAUCAGUGUUAGCCGGGAGAAAGGUGAAAUCAAAUUCUUCUUCUUUUGUUGCUUGCAAGGAGAGUUACCCUUGUAGAACUUCUCGUCACUUGUCAUUUGAUUUUUAAACAGUUACAUUUCUUUUUGUUAUUGAUGUUUUAGUAUCUUAUCAUUUUUGCUGCCAUCGGCUGAAUCCCUUUUCUCAACAGUGUCGUUUGAUCCUGAAACACUUUGUUCUCCAUUUGCUAUUCAAUAUUAACUGUCAGAUCAUUGCUAUUACUCAUUUUGUUCACCAAUAUCAUUCGAUUCUAGUUUUCCAAGACACUUCUAAACCAGUCACCCACCGAAGAAGAACAUUUCCAUAUGAAUUCUAAACUUCCUACCAAAAGAAAAGAAAAAGAAACUCCCUUUACAGUUGGUGUCAAUUUUUUCUGUUACUAGAUCUGGAUUUGGUUUUUAUUUUAGCAACACAGAUCCAAGAACAAUUUAUUUCUGCUAAGUAUUUUUCUUUGGAUUUCAUUUUUCACUUCUGUCCUACUGUCCCCUUUUGAUCUCCAAAGAGUUGAAACCUUUGAGGGUCUUUCAAUUUCCCAUCUAAUUCUUGAAAUCACUAUAGUUUAAUUUUACUUUGUUAUUUGGCUCUCGGUCUCCCAAUCACAGAAAAAAAAAAAAGGAAAAGGAACAGCAAAGAACAAAGUAGAAAAUGGCUGGUAUCUUGCUUUCGGUAGCAUGCAUGAUUGCGGGCUACUUGAUCGAGUACUUAGUUGCUCCCAUUGGACCUAUGGUUGUUGAGUACUUGCUUGGUCCCAUUGCAAGUGCGAUUACUUGUAUCUACUACUACAAGAGCAACUGUCAGGGCCUGAGGAAAGAAAUUGAGAAGUUGAUGCUUGUAAGUGAGAGGGUGAAACAUAUGGUUGAUGAAGCUGAAAGAAAUGGGGAAGAGAUAGAAUCUGAUGUGCAGAAGUGGUUGAAGAGUGUGCGUGAAAUCAUUGAAGAAUCAAACAGAUUUUUCGAGGUUGAAGCAAAUGCACAGAGGAGAAUUUUUUGUGGGUUAUUUCCUAAUUUCAACUCCCACUACCAACUAAGCAAGAAGGCGGUGGAAAUGGUGAAGAUCGUCGAUGAACUCCAGGAAGAUGGUAGAUUUGAUAGAGUUUCCUACUCUGUCACGCCACGUUGGAAAGGUUUUGCGCCUGUUGAAGGUUAUAAGGCCUUCGACUCUAGAAUGUCAACUUCCAGGAAGAUUAUGGCAGCAUUUAGAAAUGAAUCCAUCACCACAAUUGGAGUGUAUGGAAUGGGAGGUGUGGGGAAGACCACACUACUUAAAGAGCUUGGUAGGCUGGCUUUGGAAAACAAGUUAUUUGAUGAUGUGGUUAUGGCAACUGUUACUCAGAAUCCAGACUUGAAAAAAAUUCAAGGAGAAAUUGCAGAUAAGCUGGGCCUGAGAUUCGAUGAGGAGUCUGUCGCUGGAAGAGCAGGUCAUCUGCGUGAGAGGUUAAAGAAGGAGAAGAAAAUCCUUGUGAUUCUAGAUGAUAUUUGGGCAAGGCUUGAUUUGGAGGAAGUUGGAAUUCCUUAUGGAAAUGCUCAUAAAGGAUGCAAGAUAUUGCUGGCUUCAAGAAGUUUGGAUGUGUUAUCCACUGAAAUGGAUGCCCAAAAAACUUUUGCAGUUGGAGUAUUAACAGAUCAGGAAGCUUGGGAUCUUUUCAAAAAGAUGGCAGGCGAUUCUGUUGAAGAUCCUGACCUGCAAUCUACAGCAGUUGAGAUAGCUAAGGAAUGUGCAGGUCUGCCAGUUGCAAUUGUAACCGUUGCAAGAGCACUGCGUAAUAAAAAUUCAUUUGAGUGGAAGAACGCCUCACGACAACUAAAAAGGCCCAACUCAAGAAACAUAAGGGGAAUGCAGGCAGUCAUAUAUUCAACUCUAGAAUUGAGUUACCAUCAAUUAGAAAGUGAGGAACUCAAGUCAACUUUCUUGCUUUGCGGUCUGAUGAAUUAUAAUGCUUCUAUCCAGGAUUUGCUGAAGUAUGGCAUGGGUUUGGGCUUACUACAAGAUGUUUAUACAACUGAAGAAGCGCGGGACAGAGUUUAUACGCUGGUCCGCAAUCUCAAGGCUUCAUGUUUGUUGGUAGAUGGUACUAGCACUGAUGGUUUUAGUAUGCAUGAUGUGGUUCGUGAUGUUGCCAUGUCAAUUGCAUCUAGGGAAAAUCACGUAUUUGUAGUGAGAGAUGAUGUUGAGUUGGUGGAAUGGCCAGAUGAGGAUACAUUGAACAAGUGCACUGCAAUCUCUCUUCAGUAUUGCGAUAUUAGAGAGCUACCUGAUCGGUUGCACUGCCCCAAGCUUAAGUUCUUUUAUAUGGGAUGUGAGGAUCCUUCUCUGAAAAUUCCAGAAAAUUUUUUCAAGGGAUUGAAUGCACUCAAAGUCUUACACAUUGCAAAAGUGCAUUUUCCUGCCCUGCCUUCAUCACUUUGUUUUCUGGGAAGCCUCCGAACUUUAUGUCUUCAUCAAUGUGUGCUGGGAGAUGUAGCGAUAGUUGGAGAGCUGAAGAAAUUAGCCAUUCUUAGCUUUGCUGGAUCUGAUAUUACACAGUUGCCAAGGGAGAUCAGGCAACUGACUCGGCUAAAGUUGUUGGAUUUGAGCAAUUGUAUGAAACUCAAAGUCAUACCGCCCAAUGUCAUUUCAAGCUUGUUCCAAUUAGAAGAGUUACAUAUGGCAAAUAGCUUUGUUGGAUGGGAGGAUCCAAUCAACACUCAAAGGGGUAAUGCUAGCAUUGCUGAGUUGAAGCAACUGCCUAACUUGGUCUAUUUAGAUGUACACAUUCCGGAUGCCAAGGUUAUGCCAAAAGACUACCUCUUUGAAAGGUUGACAAGAUACAGAAUAUUUAUUGGUGAUAUCUGGGAUUGGUCUGGUGAGAAUGAAACAUCAAGAACCUUGAAGCUCAAACUUGAUACAAGCAUUCAGCAGGGGCGAGCUGUCAUGCUGUUGAAGAGCGCUGAAGAUCUAUAUUUGGAUGGACUGGAGGGGCUGAGGAAUGUAGUUUGCGAAUUAGACAGUGAAGGUUUUCCACGUUUGAAGCAUCUUCAUGUUCAAAACAGCAAUGAGAUUCAAUAUCUCAUUGAUUCAAUGGAGGGGGAUCCUUGCACUGCUUUUCCUAUCCUAGAGUCAUUGGUUCUUCACAGAUUGAUUAACUUAGAGAUGAUAUGCCAUGGCCAGCUAACAACAAUGUCUUUCCAUAAGUUAAGAAUUGUGAAGGUAGAAAACUGUGACAGGUUGAAGAACCUAUUUUCAUUUUCCAUGGUUAGAGACCUUGUGCAACUUCAAGAAAUCAAAGUAGCUGAUUGCAAGGUCAUGCAUGAGAUUGUAACUAAGGAGGGAGAGGAGGAUAUCAAUGACAAGGAAACUAGUGCUGAGAUUCAGUUUUUGCAUUUACACUCCUUGGAACUAGAAUGUCUACCCAAGCUCACGAGUUUCUGCUCCAAAGUGACAGAGGCAACCGUGUCUCCAUGGAGGAAGAAGACACCAACAGAAGACCUGUGUUCUGAAGAAACAAUUUUGCAGAAUGAGCUAGAUACUUCCACACCACUUUUCAGUGACAAGAUUGAGUUCUCCAACUUGGAGUUUUUGAAUCUCAUUGCAAUUGGCUCUCAACGGUUAUGGCAAGAUCAAACUCUGAGAAGUACUGCUGGAUACCCACAAGUAAUAUCCAGCUUCCAAAACCUAACAUUGUUGCGUGUGAAGAGCUGUCAUAAUUUGAGUUAUCUGUUAUCAUCCUCUGCUUCAGUAAGUCUUAUCAAACUCAAACGUCUUGAGGUUCACAAAUGCACUGCUAUCAAAGACAUAUUUGUUACAUCGGGGGAGGCAUGGAUGGGGACAUUGUCAUUCCCUCAACUUGAAUUCUUGAGCCUAAAAGAUCUUCCCCAUGUCACAAGAUUCUGUUGGGGAAAUUCUGCUGUAUUUCCAUCCUUGAACAAAUUGUACAUAAAACAUUGCCCGGAAUUGAAGGAAUUCAUUUUCAGCCCUACAACUGCUGACAUAACAGUUGAAAAGGAACUAGAUGGAACGUGCAUGGGGAAUAACCUCCACACUGCUAUAAAGCCUCUCUUCAGUGAAAAGGUUUCACUUCCAUCCUUGAAAGUAAUGAAAAUCGCCCACUUGCAUAGCUUGAAGAUGCUUUGGAGCAACCAAGCCACUGAAAAUUCUUUUUGCAAAUUAAAGGCCGUGAAAGUUAAGCACUGUGGGAAACUACAGGCUAUUUUCCCUUCUAAUGCAUUUAGAAGAUCAAAAAGUCUUGAGUCACUGACAGCAAUUGAUUGUGAUUCCCUAGAAAAUGUAUUUGAAGUGCAAGACGUGAAAGUUGAGGAAACACAUAUUGUGGCAGCUGCUCGGUUAAGAAGCUUAUAUUUAUCUCAUCUGCCAAAACUGAGACAUGUUUGGAGUAAGGAUCCUGGGGGAGUUCUUACAUAUACAAGUCUACACACGGUAAGUGUUUCCAUUUGCCCAAGCCUGAAAAGUCUUUUUCCUGCCUCUGUUGCCAAAGAUCUUCUUCAACUCAAGCAGCUGGAGAUAGACUCGUGCGCUGUAAAGGAAAUUGUUGCUAAGGAAGAAGCAGUGGAAAUGUCAUGCAUGGUGGAUGAAUUGGUUGCUGAGGAAGAAGGACUAGAAAUAGCAGCUAGGUUCGUGUUUCCUCAUGUAACCUACUUGCGACUUCAAGCUUUACCGGAACUCAGGAGUUUCUAUCCUGGGCUACAUAUUUCAGAAUGGCCAUCGUUGAAAAAAUUGGAAGUGAAUGGAUGUCAUAAAGUGGAAAUAGUCGCUUUGGAUUAUCAUAGCUUCCAAGAAAUGCUUGGGGCAGGCCACUUUGAAAUACCAAUUUCACAUCCUCUAUUCUUGGUUGAAAAGGAUACAUUCCAGAACUUAGAGGAACUGAGCUUGGAUGGUAACAGUGUAAUGAUGGAGACAUGGCAUAGCGAGUUUCUAGCAGAGUUCUUUUUCUCACAGUUAAGAAAAUUGAAGCUGUCUAGGCUGAAAUAUCUAUGGAAAGAAGACUCUUGCCUAGGCCUAAUUUUUCAAAAUCUGGAAACUUUAGAAAUAUCAUAUUGUGGCCUCUUGAAAUCUUUAGUACCAUCCUCGGUUUCAUUCAAACUUUUGACUGCUCUGGAAGUAUCAAAUUGUGAUGGAUUGACAAAUUUGAUCAUGCCCUCAACAGCUGCAAGUAUGAUGCACCUUACAAGAAUGUGUAUAAGUGAAUGCAGAAUGAUGACAGAAAUUGUCAAUUAUGAGACAGGCGAGGCAGAAGAUGAGAUUGUUUUCAGUCAGCUCAAGUCUUUGGAACUUCAUUAUUUGCCAAUCCUUACAAGCUUUUGUGCAGGAUACCAGUCCUUGAUUUUCCCGUCGCUGGAAAAAGUAAUUGUAAACCAUUGCCCCCAGAUGCAAGCUUUCUGCAAGGGAGUCCUUGAUACACCAAAGCUAGAUAGAGUCUAUAUAUCAGAAGAAGAAGAUAAGUGGCACUGGGAGGGCAACCUAGAUGCCACCAUAGGACAAUUGGCCAUUGUUUUGUAAUCCACAGUGACAAUGUAUCUCAAAUUUUGGAGGAAAAUGAGGUUCUUCUUUUUCUGAAGCAGCAUAAUAAUUUCCCAUGCAUAGUUUUUCAAAAAAUCUGAGCACCUUGCAUUCUUCACCAGCAAUGGAAGUUGAAAGAGUUAUAAUACUUGUGUCUCACUUCUUUUGGGAUCAAAUGAAUAAUGUCGUCAGCGGCAUUUGUGUUGCACUGGAGCUGGAGGAAAGCAUUGCUCUUUGUUCUGUACGUGUCGAAUAUGAUGAGAGAGUAGAAUAAUGGCAGGAGAAACUUCCGUCCAAUUUUUCAGUUUUCUUUAUGUGCUAAACAGAUUGAAUUGUUGUGAUGUUGUUACAGAACAAAAAUGGGUCUAAAAAUCCUGCCAAAUUGUAUUAGUAUGUUAUGUGUUUUUUCACUUAAAUUUUUCAUGGUUUGUCUU